This is a messenger RNA of Megalops cyprinoides (Indo-Pacific tarpon), 3218 nucleotides long. RefSeq names its product myeloid-associated differentiation marker homolog. NCBI's taxonomy places the organism in Eukaryota, Metazoa, Chordata, Actinopteri, Elopiformes, Megalopidae. The record is from RefSeq and is a predicted model, not a curated record. The transcript is spliced from 2 exons. Gene Ontology annotation, cellular component: membrane. Bases 295 to 1182 code for a protein of 295 amino acids.
GUGGGGCAGGGGAAAGCGCUCUCCCUCCUCGUCUUCGGCAGCCAUACGAAAGGAGCGGCCGUCAUACAGCCACACGCCCCGUGGCUGGGAAGCUCGGUACGGAGGGAAGACGCAGAAUAAGUGUGGGCUUGUCCGCUGCAAUCACACGCAGCCUGUGAGCUGAUAACUUUCCACACAGGCUGAGAGCUGAUCAACGAUCGCGAUACACAGCCGAGACGGUCUGCGAGCCGAUACACACCCGCAGCAGCCAAUAAGCAGCCAAGCUCUUCUUGUGCGGAGCAGCGCUAUCCCAGCAUGCCCGUGGUGGUGCUGCAGUCCUCGCCCCUGCUGUGGACGCGGGUGGCGGCCAUGCUGUUCGCGUGUGUGGCGUUCAGCGUGGCGGUGCAUGGGGCGCAGGUGGGCCACGGCACGGGCGACUGGUGCAUCUUCUGCUGGAGCUUCAGCUUCGCCGGGACGCUGCUGGUGCUGCUGGUGGAGCUGUUCGGCCUGCAGGCGCGGGUGCCCGUGUCCUGGAAGAACUUCCCCAUCACCUUCGCCUGCUACUCCUCCCUGCUGUGCCUCUCCGCCUCCAUCAUCUUCCCGCUCUACUUCCUGAAGGGCUAUCCGUACAGCGACCAGCGGCGCGACUACCGCAUCGUCUCCACCGUCUUCUCCUGCCUGGCCACCGUGGCGUACCUGAGCGAGGUCAGCAUCAGCAAGGCGCGGCCGGGAGAGGUGGCCGGCUACAUGGCCACCGCGCCCGGCCUGCUCAAGGUGUGUGAGACCUUUGUAGCCUGCGUCAUCUUCGUCUUCGUCAGCGAGCCGGUGUCGUACGACCGGCACGACGCUCUGCGCUGGUGCCUGGCGGUGUACUGUAUCUGCUUCAUCCUGUCGGCCGCCAUCAUCGUGCUGUGCGUGGGAGAGUGCACCGGCUGCCUGCCCUUCCCCUUCGCCCGCUUCCUGUCGGCCUACGCCCUGCUGGCUGUGCUCAUGUACCUCUCCGCCACUGUCAUCUGGCCCAUCUUCCAGUUCGACAGCAAGCACGGGGGCGGCUCCUCCCAGCGGCCCAGCUGGUGCCGCAACACCCCGGGCCUCUGCCCCUGGGACAAGCUGGUGGCCGUCGCUGUGCUGACUGCACUCAACUUUGUGCUCUACCUGGCUGACCUGGUGUACUCCGCCCGCCUCGUCUUCGUCACUGUGUGACAGAGGGGACCUAAGACUGGAGGGAGGGAGAGUGACGCAAAGAGCAGACCUAUCCUCUCUCUGCUUCCUGCUAUCCCACAAGUAUUUUACCUUAACCACCAAUAGUGUGGCACUCCCUUACCUUGUCCACCAAUAGUGUGUCACUCCUUUACCUUAUCCACCAAUAGCACGGCACUCCCUUACCUUAUCCACCAAUGGUGUGUCACUCCUUUACCUUAUCCACCAAUAGCAUGGCAUUCCCUUACCUUAUCCACCAAUAGCACAGCACUCCCUUACCUUAUCCACCAAUAGCGCGGCACUCCCUUAACUUAUCCACCAAUAGCACGGCACUCCCUUACCUUAUCUACCAAUAGCAUGGCUCUGUCUUUAGAUAUCCACCUACAGAAAGUGCUUCUUCAUUGCCACAUAGAGAAAAAUAGAUAAACGCCUCCAUUCAGAAGCCGUAUUUGACUCUUCCCCUUUCACUUCGCACACAAACUGCAGUAUUAAAGAUGAAAGCUACCGGCAGGCAUCUCCCAAAGCUCUCCCUGAAGCUGCACCAGUAUUUCACUCUCAGAGCAACUGGCUGGCAGCUGCCGUUUGCCAAAUGCUCCCAAAAUGUCACACGAUAUCCCUAUGAUUGUCCAGCCCCUCGCUGACCCAGGCUGGCUUUGCUCGGCAUGAUGGGUAAAUGGAUCAGAAUCCCCAGUGACGGCUCCCUGGGCUUCGGAAUCUUCCAGUGAUCCUGCUCCACGACGCAGAAGGACAGAGCCCGUCUGCUGAAAAAACGUGCCAAUCGUGCCUACAAUGGGACUGUAGCUACAUAUGAACCAGCCUGUGGCUUCUGUGGCUUACUGCUUAUGAAGGUGUGCACCUUCACCACAACCCUUUGACACUGUUUCAAUCUUCUAUAUUAGUUACACAGUUAAUGCCACAGUCCCAGUUUAACCCUCUGUCUGGUUAUUAGUCCAUCUAGCAGUUAAACGGUGCUUCAUGGACAGAGACCUCAGAUCACUUUCGCUCCGUUUGGUAGUUUGUUUUUAAAUGAGGUAAUGGAAAUCUUUAAUCAAUGUUUUAUAACUUCACAUCCUAAUUUUGUAAACAAAUGAUGAAGCAGGAUGAAAAAAGCAUCUCUUUAUGUUUUAGGUUGGUUGUGAUCACUGUAGUCCAAAAUGCCUUUCUAAUACAUGGGGAUGUUUGCAUUCAUAUAUAUGCGUGUGUAUAUGUGUGUAUGUAUAUGCAGUAUAUUUAAAAGAGAAAGACCUAGAUAACUGCUGUUACCUUGUGAUGCAUACAUGUAAUAAUGUGUGUGUAUGUGCGGGAUUUUGUGUGCUUCCUCUCUGCAGUGUUUAAACUACAGCCCAGACACACAGAGGUUAAGAUUGUGAUCAUUCUGAAGUAUUUCUGUGAGCACCGUACUUUAAAAACAUCGAUCACACACUGCAGUCUGUAUUACCCAGAAUCCUCCUUGUUUCUCUUCUCUCAGAAGCCACUCCACUGCCACACCUGCAUAGGCCUCUGUUCCAGCUGUCUGCUUCUUCAGGACUGAAUUCAUGUGAUUGUAUGUUGAAAUGUCACAGAUGCUAAAACAACAACAGAUGUUUAUUUAUGUUUGUAUUUUUAUUGAAGAGGAAGAAAUUCAUUUAGUGAAUGUAAGACAGAUGGAUUCUUUAAGAACGAAGAUUAGUGCGAUAUGCUUUAUUGAUACAUUUUUUCUUUUUUGGGUCAUGUCACCACCUGCCUUUAAAAGCUAAAGAGAUAUCAGCACCACCUGCCUUGAAAAGCUAAAGAGAUAUCAACACCACUUGACUUUAAAUACGAAAGAGAUAUCAGCACCGCCUGCCUUUAAAUGCAAAAGCGAUAUCAGCACUUGCCAUUAAAUGCCAAAGAGAUAUUAGCACCGCCUGCCUUUAAAGGCUAAAGAGAUAUCAGCACCACUUGCCUUUAGAUGCUAAAGAGAUAUCAGCACCACUUGCCUUUAGAUGCUAAAGAGGCAUAAUGAAGGCUGUGUUUUGAGCCAAACUGCAGGUCCAGAGCACCAUAAGAUCCAGUCCGGG